AUACUCCCAAUAUUACAAAUGAGGAAAUAGGGCUAAAAGAGAAGAUAACAUUAUUUAGCUUCCACUUCCAAAUUCCACUGCCACUUCCUUUUCCUCUUCUCCCCUUGCACAGAGAAUGAGCAUUAGGGAGAGGAUACCAUGCUGCUCCAGAUAAAGGAGAUCUGGAAAUGGUCCAGCUUUAUAAAAACUUUAGUGUGGGUGGGGAAGGAAAUUUUAAAUUUUAAGACAAAGAGCCCUCAAUUAAGAACCCUAAGCAGAGUUUUCUGUCCAGUACUGUAAAUUCCUAAUAUAUUACUCUAUAACUUGCAAAUAUUUGUGUCUAUGUCAUAGUGGUAUAAUUUCUGAGAUUCAAGAGAAGUUGUUGCAACAUCUGACAGUAUCCUUGUUAUGAUUUUUAAGGAAAAGGGAAAUUAUUUGUCAGCACAUCGGACCAGAUAUCUGUAAAGAUUCUAUCUUUUACACAUUGUUACUUGCUCAUCCGACUCCUCUGGGUGAAGAUAAUACCUCGUUUCUCAGGCUCUGUGAGAUGUCUGGGUACGAAUGGAGAGACAGUGAGCUCUCCCAUAAUUGGCCGGGGGGAAGGGCCUUAGGCGGGGCCAGACAGAGUGAGACCGGUGGUUGAAACCGAUCGGAAGACUGGAGCUACUCCAGGUUGAUAGGAUUCCAGCUUCUUUCUACCCCGUGUGAGAGGACUUCAGUGUGGGGCAGCACAUACUCCAGUCACUCUGUACUGUUGAGAGGGAUUUCAACUAAGGAGCAGCGAACACAAUUCAGUGAAGCUCCUGCUACUAUUCACCCUAAGUGUUUGGACGAUAUGCAGUAGCUGAAAAGACUGGGGCUCCUCGGAGUUUAAAGCUGGAAAGUCUCUUCUGCUCUUAAUUCAGAGGGACCGGAAAAAAAGGAGCACCUAGAAGACACUGAGGGGGUGGAGGCGAAUAUUUCUUUAAGUCCUUGGGCUAUCCUGCUGCAGCCAGUUUUGACUCGCACCAGGACUUGAUGUACAAAACGAAGCUGGGAGAAAAACGGAGUUCUGUCUUAGGUUCAGUGGCUUGGGUUUGGAUGGGCUUUGCAGCCGAGGAAGGGAGACAUCCCAGAGAGUCUAACGAUUUGCCCAGUCUCAGUGGUAGAGUUGUGAGUCGACCAAUUGCGCCAGAAUUCCUACUGGCAAAAAGAGGAGCAGCCUGAGUUCUCUCCGCUGGAACCACGUUAACAAAAAGAUAUCCCCACAAUUACUCUCUCGUCCUCCCUUUAACUCCCCCCCCAAUCUACAAACCUGGGAAAAACAGCCAGCCUCCACCCCUUCCCAGAGGAUGGAGGAUCAGUGUUAAGAGUGACAAGCUUCCGCCUUUUUUAAGCCUAGAAAACUGACCAUCCCCUGGGCUUAGCCAAAGUGAACUUUUUUUUCCUCUCCCCUUCCUUUUGGACAUCUCUCCCCCCCUUCUCCUUUCUAUUCCCUCCUCCCUGAGGACGAGGGCGGAGGAGAGGAGGGGGUGUCCGGGUCGUCAUGACAGAGCUGAAGGCAAAGGAUCCCCGGACUCCCCACGUGGUGGAUGGUGCACCUUCCCCCUCCGAGGUUGAAUCCCCCCUUUUGGGUCACCCGGACUCCGACCCUUUCCAAUCCGUCCAGAACUCGGAAACCUCUGCGGUGGUUACGGCGCUCCCCAUCUCCCUGGAUGGAUUGCUCUUCACCAGAAGCAGCGACGAAGAGGAGCCGCCGGACGGGAAGGGGGAUGGCGAGCAGGCGCUGCCCGAGGUGGACGGCGCAUAUCCCGUAGUAGGAGCAGGAUCAGGUGGAGGAGGAAGAACUGGCAGCGUCCGACCCCCAGAUAAGGACAGCGGGCUGCUGGACAGUGUCCUGGACACGCUGCUGGCGCCCCCGGGGCCAGGACACGGUCACGCCAGCCCCCCCGCCUGCGUCGCCACCCCCUGGUGCCUCUUUGGCACCGAGCUCCCUGAAGACCCUGGGGCAGCCACCUCAUCCCAGGGGGCGCUGCCGCGGCUCAUGAACCGGCUGCCGGUCAAGGAGGGAGAAGUCUCUGGUGCUGCUGCCUCGCACAAGGUCCCUCCAGGGGAACCGCCUCCGUCCCGGCCGCUGCUGGCUGCCAGCCCCCAGUGGCCUGAGGCAGCAGCUAAGCUGCCGCUGCCGCGGGCCGAGGAUGGGCCCGAGAGCUCGGCGGGGCACCUCCCCAAGGGCAGAUCCAGGACCUUAGCAGGCGGCGGCGUCGGGGCGGCGGUGGCUACGGCCCCGACCCUGCCUUCCGCGGGAGGUGUCCCCCCGGUGCCUAAGGACGAUCCCCGCUUCUCAGGGCCCAGGGCCGGCCCUGCGGCCGAGCAGGACCAGUUGACGGCCCCGGGUCGCUCCCCGCUGGCCACCUCGCUGAUGGACUUCAUCCACCUGCCCAUCCUGCCAAUCAACCCAGCCUUCCUGGCGGCCCGCACCCGGCACCUGCUGGAGGUGGAAGGCUACGAGGGCGGCUCCGGAGCCUUCACGCAGCCCCGGGACUCGCCCGCUUCCUCGUCCAUCCCGGGAGCAGGCAGCGACUUCCCCGACUGCGCCUUCCAGACGGACGCCGAGCCCAAGGAAGACACUUACCCACUGUACGGAGACUUCCAGCCGCCGACGCUGAAGAUCAAGGAGGAGGAAGGUGGGGACGGUGCAGCCCCCUCCCCGCGCUCUUACCUGGUGCCCGGCCCCAACCCGGCCGUCGGCCCCGACUUCGCCCAGGGACCCCAGCUGCCGCCGCCUCCUCCCCCGCCCCGGGCGCCUUCGUCAAGACCAGGGGACUUGUCUGCAGCCCCAGCCAACGCUUCUUCCUCGUCCUCCUCCUCGUCGUCGUCGUCCUCCUCCGCGCCCGCCGCCGCCGCAGCCUCGCUCUCCACCCUCGAGUGCAUCCUUUACAAAGCCGAGUCGGCGCCGCCUCAGCCCGGCCCCUUCGGGCCGCUGCACUGCAAAGGGCCAAGCGGAGCCGGCUGCCUCCUGCCGCGGGACAGCCUGCCCUCCACCUCGGCCUCGGCCGCCGCCGGCGGGGCCUCAGCACUCUACCAGCCGCUCGGGCUGAACGGGCUCCCGCAGCUGGGCUACCAAGCGGCCGUUCUGAAGGAGGGCUUGCCGCAGGUCUACCCCUCCUAUCUGAACUACCUGAGGCCAGAUACAGAAGCCAGCCAGAGUCCUCAAUAUGGUUUCGAAUCAUUACCUCAGAAGAUUUGUUUAAUCUGUGGGGAUGAAGCUUCUGGUUGUCACUAUGGAGUCCUUACCUGUGGAAGCUGUAAGGUCUUCUUUAAAAGGGCAAUGGAAGGACAACAUAACUAUUUAUGUGCUGGGAGAAAUGACUGCAUAGUUGAUAAAAUUCGCAGAAAAAACUGUCCAGCAUGUCGUCUAAGAAAAUGCUGUCAGGCCGGCAUGGUCCUUGGAGGUCGAAAAUUUAAAAAGUUCAAUAAAGUCAGAGUUAUGAGAGCAUUAGAUGCUGUUGCUCUUCCACAGCCAGUGGGCCUUCCAAAUGAGAGCCAAGCUCUAACACAGAGAAUCACCUUUUCACCAAAUCAAGAAAUUCAGUUGAUUCCCCCACUGAUCAACCUGCUACUGAGCAUUGAGCCAGAUGUUAUCUAUGCAGGAUAUGACAACACAAAACCUGAAACGUCCAGUUCUUUGCUGAACAGUCUAAAUCAACUAGCUGAGAGGCAACUCCUUUCUGUAGUCAAGUGGUCUAAAUCACUGCCAGGAUUCCGUAACUUACAUAUUGAUGAUCAGAUAACUCUCAUCCAAUAUUCUUGGAUGAGUUUAAUGGUGUUUGGACUGGGGUGGAGAUCAUAUAAACAUGUCAGUGGUCAAAUGCUAUAUUUUGCACCUGAUCUGAUACUUAAUGAACAGCGAAUGAAAGAAUCAUCAUUCUACUCCUUAUGCCUUACCAUGUGGCAGAUCCCACAGGAAUUUGUCAAGCUUCAAGUUACCCAAGAAGAAUUUCUCUGUAUGAAAGUGUUAUUGCUUCUCAAUACAAUCCCAUUGGAAGGGCUGAGAAGCCAGAACCAGUUUGAUGAGAUGAGAUCAGGCUACAUUAGAGAGCUCAUCAAAGCCAUUGGUCUGAGGCAGAAAGGAGUUGUGGCUAGCUCACAGCGUUUCUACCAACUGACAAGAUUAAUGGACUCCCUGCAUGAUCUUGUGAAACAGCUCCAUCUCUACUGCUUGAACACAUUUAUCCAGUCCCGGGCACUGAGUGUUGACUUUCCAGAAAUGAUGUCUGAAGUUAUUGCUGCACAGUUACCCAAGAUUCUUGCGGGGAUGGUGAAACCUCUUCUCUUUCAUAAAAAAUGAAUGUUGAUUUUUUUUUCUUCUUAAAAAAAUAAUUACAUUUUGUGGAAUUUCUGUUUUGUUUUGGUCAAGAUUUUGGUGUCUUAAAUUUUUUAAAUAUUCUGCUAAAUGCCUUACAUUUGUAAUAUAACAUGCAGAGCAAAUUUAAGAAGAUAUUGUGGAAUACAAAUGAGUUUCCUUUAUAAAGCAUAAUUAGCAUUUUGUAAGUGUUUGUGUAUUCAUAUUUUCUUUAAAAUUCAUGAGAUUGGAAGUUAAAAUGAAAUGUUAAACUGAACUUAAUCUACAUUUUAUUUCAUAGAAUUUAAAGAGAAUUUUCCCUAUUACAUCUAACAAACCUUCAACCUAAAAGACAA
This is a messenger RNA of Vombatus ursinus (common wombat), 4659 nucleotides long. RefSeq names its product progesterone receptor (gene PGR). Gene Ontology annotation, cellular component: nucleus. NCBI's taxonomy places the organism in Eukaryota, Metazoa, Chordata, Mammalia, Diprotodontia, Vombatidae. Gene Ontology annotation, biological process: steroid hormone receptor signaling pathway; regulation of DNA-templated transcription. The transcript is spliced from 8 exons. Gene Ontology annotation, molecular function: sequence-specific DNA binding; nuclear steroid receptor activity; steroid binding. The coding region runs from base 1505 to 4309 and encodes 934 amino acids. The record is from RefSeq and is a predicted model, not a curated record.